GGCAUGUCAAUACGCAUGCGCAGCAAUUAAUAACACCACGCACCAUUUUUGGAUUUUUCCCAGUUUUACAUCGUAACAAAGAACAAAUUAUUAUGGCAGCAGUUCCACCGGGCAAGACCCCUAUUAGCUACUUACAAGAGUUAUGUACAAAAAGAGGUAUAACACCACAGUAUGAUCUAGUUGCAAAUGAAGGGGCUGUUCAUGAACCCACAUUUAUUAUGCGAGUGACUGUUGGUGAAAUCAGUGCUAAUGGAAAAGGAUCAAGUAAGAAGAAAGCAAAACACAAUGCAGCUCAAGCUGCCUUGAAUCAAGUGCUUGGAGUGGCUAAUGGACAGGCAGGAGCUGGUGGAGAUGCUGUUGUUAACAAUAUCACCCCAAGUCCAGGAGCAGUAGAGGGGGAUGGAGUUGGUAACCCUGUUGGAGAACUCCAGGAGCUGACACAAAAGAAAUUGAUGAAGCCACCUAUAUAUGAAUUUACCAGUGAACAGGGACCUCCACAUCAGAAAGAGUUUGUGUGCAUUGUGAAACUGGGGAAAAUCCAGGAAACAGGCUCUGCCCGUUCAAAGAAAACAGCAAAGAGAAUAGCGGCGCAGAAUAUGUUAAAUCAUAUAAAGGGACUUGUUGAAGAGGGAGGCAAUGCAGUGAUCGAGGAGGAGGAAGAUGAUGAUAUUCCCCUGAGUAUGGAACCACUGAAAGCGUCGUAUACAUCUCUCAAGGAGGGGAAAGUGAAGGUACCAGUACUUAGCCCUAAGCAGAACAAAGAAAUUCAGAAAUUUUAUCAGACUGUAAUGAAGAAAAGCUCAAAGCAAUUAAAGAACUUGCAGGGUAAACCUCUUAAUGCUCCAGCUACCAAUUACUGCCAGAUGUUACAGGAAAUUGCCGAGGCCCAACGCUUUGAAGUUCUAUACACAGAUAUUCCAGAACUUAGUGCAUAUGGAAUGCAUCAAUGUCUGGUACAAUUAUCUACUAUGCCAGUAGCAGUGUGUCAUGGCACAGGACCUACAGUUGAUGAGGCCCAUGCUAACGCUGCCCACCAUUCUCUACAGUAUUUGAAAUUGAUGACAAAGACGUAACGUGGCCCACCAGGAGCUUGGAUAGCCUCACUUUGACAAAUAGUGCCGGAUAGGAAGUGAAUUGAUCAACUACAAAUAUCGUAACAUUGAUGUAAAAUAUUCUUUUUUCAUUUAUAUAUUGUACUGAAUGUAUGUUUUUUCUGUGAAAUUGUGCAAUUUAAUGAAGUUUAAUGUAUAUCAAGUUAGAUGAUUUAUGAUUCAAGAUUUUUGAAAUAUGAUUUGUAAUGAUUUUAUUGGUUUUCUUAAGCAUUUUUAUACGAUUUUUCAGCUUUUUUCUACUUUACUGAUUAAAAAUGAAUAAUAAAUGAAAUCAAAUUAUAAAUUUCGAUGUGAGGACUUUAUGAAGUUUUACAUCAGUUUUCUUUUUACAUUGCUAAGAUUUACAUGAUUUUGUGUCAUUUAAUCAAAACAAAAGAGUUGUCUGCAUUUUAAUGAACGUAUGUUCGGACAAUAACAAAGUUUGUUUUUAUUUUCUGUAGCUUAUUGAACAAACAUUGUAAUUUUUCAUUAAAAGUUUAAUAUAAUUCUGAUACAUAUAUUAAUGCAUUGAUUUCAUAUAUCACAUAAUUUUUGUGCUUUAAGGUAAUCCAUAGCUUGUUCUUGAAAAUUGGACUUAUCCUGUCACUUCCUGUAUAGUUAAUUAAUAUGCUGUUAGCUCAGAGGCUUUUGUUGCCGAGUAAUUAAGAUUGCCGAUUUCAAAUCACGUUCCUAUCACCGCUACGGGUUUGAAUUCCAGCAUGAAUUUUAGUUUCUUUUAUGUGAUGAAGUUUGCUUAUGGAUGGUAAACGGUUCUACGUAUUCUUGCCUGAAAUAAUUCACAAAGGGACACUAGAGGUCUUCUUCUGCUUGAAAAGUUGCUGUAUGGCCUUUACAUUGAGGCUCAAUCAAAAAUAUAUUUACUUUGAUAUUACCUGAAAGAAUGAACUUGUAUAUUCUUUGCCUACCAUAAAGAUAUUGAAUACAGGAAUGUUUGAAAUUGGUCAAAAUUUUUUUUACGAACUAUGGAUUGCCUAAAGGUACUUAUUAAAAGUUUCAUGUGCAUUUAUACAUCAUGUGUUCUUGCCCAUUGGAUUUGAAUCUCGUGUUAGAGGUCAAGUCAGAUCCUAAACGUAAUUUUUUACUGCAGUAUAUGUGUAUUGAUUAUGUCGGGCUAUUUAUUUAUCUUUUUAUUUUGUCGAGUUCAUGACAACUGGGGGAAUAUUUUACCAGUUCUGAAAUAAAAUACAGCACAUAAACAGGUGUGUUGUGAGGAGUUUACAUUGUGACAUUUACUUGUUUAAAGUCAGAAAGAAGGAAAAUCAUCAAACAAGUGUUUUGAUGAUAUGAUAUUUGCUUGUAAUAUUUGAUAUCUUUGCUUGGUAUUCAUAGAUUUGAUAGAGCACCUUUUCACAUUGACUUUUUUUUAAAUUGAAUUACAUUUGAUUAGUGAUAAACGUUGUGUUCAAGUUUCACAAAAUGUUUAUACAGAUAUAUAGUUUUUUUUUAAAUUCAUUUAUGAAAGUUUCAUUGACUAUAAUUGUUUACAAACAAGAUGAAUAGAAAAUAUUAUUAACAAAAAAAGUUAAAUUUAUUGAUUAUUUGGCACAUGAUCUUUUUAACAUAAUUGAAUUUUUUUUAUUUAAAAAAUAGAUAUGUACAAAGUAUGUAUGGGUUUAAGUUGAUGUCGUGUUGACUGUAUUACCUUGUAAAUAGUUUUGCUGUAUCAAUUUUAUGUGUACCGAAUUUUUGUGAAAGGAUUCUUUUUUCUCAUUUUUUUUUAAAUUUUAUAAUUGUACAAUUAUAUGAAGAUUAUCAUGGAACGCAUAAAUAAAUGAAGAUUAUAAAUUUUCUUAUUGUAACUAUCAUUUAGAAACAGGGAAUGGGGAUAUGGGGGGGUAGUAUAGAUGAGUAGAAAGGAUCCUUUCAUUAUAUUUCUCCUUAUAAAUCUGUAUUGUAUAUGACACUGAAGUAGGAAAGGUAUAAAAUCUGUCAUUUAUCAGCUGUAUGAGCUGUCGUUGUUGUCAGCUAUGACAAAAUAUGUACAUGUAUAUUGUCAAUACAGUCUUCCAUAGGCUUUACAUUGUUGGCUAUUGGCAACAACAUAGUAAUUGUCAUUCGUACAUUGUCGGCGAUUGGCAACAACAUACAAAUUGUCAUUUAUACAUUGUCAGGCAACAAAUGUAAAUACAAAAACAUCAUAUUUUUAAUGUGUCAUUCGUUGCCAGCAGCUGACAAAGUACAUUGUAAUUUGUUUGGAUUUUUUAUGGUAAAAAAAGUCCUGACUGGUAUUGCAUCAUACAUUUAGUUGAUUUGUCCCUGAGUGCAAAACAGUAGUAUGUGUAUGUACAUAAAAUCAUGUAUGUAGUUGUUUGUACUCAGGAGUCAAAUAUCAACAGCUAACCAGAUAAUUGACAGUAAGUUUCUUGUCAACAAAAGGAAUUUCGUACUUUGUAUAGUACGAAUAAAUUGCCCCGCAUAAUUUAUAUAGAAUGCACUGUAGUUCAAUUUAUCUUCCUAUUUGUGAAGAAGUGAGGUUAGGUUUUUUCCUGGGUGGAGAAUAGAAUUAUUAAAUUAUUGUUAGCGUCAAUUUUAUAUAUAAUUAUAUGUUGUAAAUUUAUUAGUGGAAAUAAAUUGUCAUAUGGUAUAACCAUAUAUUGGA
Messenger RNA from Ruditapes philippinarum (Manila clam), 3711 nucleotides. Its product is annotated as RISC-loading complex subunit tarbp2-like. NCBI's taxonomy places the organism in Eukaryota, Metazoa, Mollusca, Bivalvia, Venerida, Veneridae. The transcript has 9 exons. The record is from RefSeq and is a predicted model, not a curated record. Bases 93 to 1073 code for a protein of 326 amino acids.